Wasmannia auropunctata (little fire ant) is the source of this 3330-nucleotide messenger RNA. RefSeq lists its product as uncharacterized. Lineage: Eukaryota; Metazoa; Arthropoda; Insecta; Hymenoptera; Formicidae. The coding region runs from base 1728 to 2231 and encodes 167 amino acids. The transcript has 5 exons. The record is from RefSeq and is a predicted model, not a curated record.
AAUAUAUAUACACAGUACGAAAAAAAUACUUCGACGAGUUCCGAGGAAGGCAUUUCGCAAAAAUCGUAAAGCACAAGAAAUCGCGAGAUAAAGGAAGGUAGCACCGUUGAUCGUGACGGAGGUAUAAAAAUAAAAUACCCGCGAUUUCGCAUAGCAAAAGCUUUAGAUGUGCCUCCUCGUAAGUACGCGUGACUUUGUCACAACGAUGUGUUUUCGUACGCAGGUGCUUGGAAAUCUUGACACUUGACAUUCACUGGCAUUCAUCGCGUCCGUAAAUAUACUGACGCGGGACGACUUUUGUGUGCGUUUUACGAAAUCGCGACGGCUCAUUAACGCCAUUAGCGCGGGUGAUCUUCUGAGGCUUGUGAUCCGAUAAGGCUCAUGAAAUCGAUCUACUGUUUAUUCGCGCAUUCGCGUCUACUGUUCAAACGCGCAGCAGCCCUCAAUCACGUGCGAUCACGUGAAAUAAUCGAAGAAAUAAUAAAGUGACAAAUCACUUUGCAUGACGAAAAUUUUUGAAAUUUUAGUUACUACACGAUAUAAGUUGCUCCUGUUAAAAUUGCCGCUCGUAGGCACGUAAAAGUCCCUGAAACCUGAAACCAAUUUGUUUUGAAAUCGUAAAAAUAAAAACUGAAACCGAUUUGUUUCUUCCUUUACUUUUUCUUUAGUGCAAACUAAAUCGAUCGGUGUAAAGGUCUUCAAGACCUAACUUUGGCCGUCGAGUAUCGAUCUCCGUCGUUCUUUGCUUCUCCUGACAGACCGCACCCCUACUUCUUACGUUAAUUGACUAUCGAAAUGGAGCGCACGCGAAAUAUCUCGACAGGGCGCCCGUCCCUUCCCUUUCCUUCCUGAUUAAUCGCCAGUAUCUGGGUCAAGAAAACCGAUAUAUUGGCCCAUUUAGCGGGCCGAUUGAGUAGUAUCGUGUAUUUUUAAAUGGCGUUUUUUUUCGCACGCGGCUUACUCAUCGCCUAAAUUUAACGUCAAUCGCACGCGUGUAACGCGCCAGUCGCACCCGUGUCGAUCGUGACGAUAUCUUCCGCGAGAAUUUUGUUUUUCUUUCCGUUAUCUUCGCCGCGCAAUGUUUGCAAAUAAUUAUAUAUGUUCCGAGAACGAUAAACGUUCGACCAUCGUUGUUCGCGCAUCGCAAUUAAAAACACAAACGAGCGCCAGAACCAUUAGGCAUCGCACCUGUCAAUUUGUAAUAAACGCGCGCGCGUGUUAAUUCUACAAAAUAAAAUUAAAUUAUAUAAAAAUAAAAUAAAAUAAAAUAAAAUAAUUUGUAAAGCACAAAAGGUUUGAACGCAUGUUUUUGAAGGAAUAGUCGGUAUUUUAUUCGGAACGUAAAUCAGUUAUUACUAAAUAAUAAAUUUACGCAAGCGUAUAUGAAUCCAAUUUAUUGGAUCAUAAUUUAACGUAAACAUGUAUAUUUUCUACUUUCGCAAUUGAUAUUAACGUCAUUAAUAAUCAGUGCCUUCGGAAAACGGUUAUGCAAACGAUGCAAUACUCGUUUAUCGCGAGGGCUUGAAGCAGACUAGUAUAUAAUACCGACAUUUAAAGCGCUCGUUCUCUUUAGGAAAAUGAUCUCCGAGUUUCACAGUGAUCUCUUGUGCGGUGACGCAAUCUCUUUUUGCGCAAGCCGGAUAGAAUCGCGCGUUUCAGCGAUGCCACGCAUAGUGCGUUCUUCCGGGAUGCACCUACCAGCAGCGCUAUAGUCUAUUAACAGGGGAAUGCAGCUGACGAACUGUUGCAGAUGCUGUUCCCUGAAAACGGGAACAAUCUUCAGCGGAGUAUGUGGUAUCGUAUUAGCCGUAAUUGCCCUGAUCCUGAUCUUCACGGCGAAUGUAGAAUGGAAAACGAUAAUCAUCGACAUCUUAGACAAGACGGCCGUGAAGAUCAUCUUCGCUAUCAAUCUUUGCAUGACCAUUCUGAUCUCUACGCUGCUCAUAAUCGGCGCUUUAAGGAAAAAUACAUUUAUGAUGCUUCCAUGGGUAGUUCUGGGCAUUAUGCUGGCCGUCGCCCUUCUUGUGAGCGUCCUUUACACCGCGAUUAUGUUCUUGGUACACGGCGAAAUUCUCAACGGCGUUCUCUGGCUCGUUUUCGGCCUAAUUGCCGUCGUGGUAUACUCGUACAUGUGGCUGGUGGUGUACAGCUAUUUCCAACAGUUGAGGAUCGAGAAGAUGAGCAAAAGAAUGGGUCCUUACGGAAAGCCGUACAAUUACCGGCGAGCAUGAGGGCAAGAUGAAUGUGUAGAUACGAUUGCAGGGGCCUGUCCGCGAAAGCGAUCGCGGCUGGAGAACGGCGUGACGACCGCAGCAACCGCUACCGCUCGUAUAAACAUUUAUAAGCUCACGACGCAUUAUUACAAUCGGUCGCAAGUUGUAGCAGUUCUCGUGGCGUUUUCACCGAUUACUUACUUAUCUCAGAUUCGCCGAAUAACGUCGGAUUCAAAAGCGAUUUUUACUUAAAGUCAUUAUUUAUCCCAGUACCACGACGUGGGAAUAUCUUCUUGUUAAUUGUAAAUCUAUUUAAACAACGUCAUAUAAAGAUAUUCCCGUCACAAUUUGUAUUUGCACCAAAGCACGAUGUAUCUCGAUUUACAUGACUGGACGCUUCGCAAGAGCAUCCCGCGUAAAAUAAGGAUAAACUAGGAUAUUUGUACAUUAAAUCGUAUUUAUUAUAAUUAACUAUCAUUAUUAUUAAUUUGCCUAACGAAUAAAUACUCCCGUAAUUUUAAAGAGUUCUGCUUCCGACUAAAGCGUCAAAUAUUCCAAGUGCAAUUACUAUAUAAUCAGUAAUUAGCAAAUAAUCGAAGAACAAGCUUUUUAUACGCUGUUAAUUAAAUUAUAUCAAAUGGCAUUAAUGGAGAUUAUUACUUUUAUUGUAUUAAGACUUAAUCAAAAAGGGAAAAAUAGAUUAGCAAACCGAGAAGUUAUCGACAAAUUGAGCUCUACUAUAACAGUAUAAGAUAGUUUACGAAAUGUUUUUUGACGAGAUGAAUUUUCGUCGAAGAAAAAUAUCUAUCCUUCUCAGAUCGUCGAGACACAACAGCGAUAAUAAGAUGGAAUUCAUGGAUUAGUUAGGCAAUUAACGGCAAUUAAAUUAAUUUUAGCGUUCUUGUUUUUAUUUAAUUUUUUUUAAUUUGUGGAACAGAAGGGAGCGGAAGUGUGUUACGCACACUACAUGUGUAAAAUAAGUGUUCGCAAUACCAUUAUAAAAAUGAAUCUCUAUACUUUAACUGUCUAUUUUAACUUUCUUAUUUUUACCUUCCGUACAACGUGUGCCAUUGUAUCUUUUUCAACCAAUUAAUAAAUAUUAUUUAUUACAAGUAAA